ACUACUUCUCCAACUACUUAUUACACCACUUACCUGUCAAACAGAUCAGUAACUAAAUAAUGCUGUUCGACAAAGUGCUUCUUGUACUAUGGCUUAUGUUUUGGAAGGUUGAGAGCCGUAAGGAGUUCCUAGUUGCUGAAUCAGCUAACAUGGAUUUAAUGCAAUUGGACGGCGAGCUAAUCGACAGUCUAAUGAGUUAUGCCGACAAAAUUGACCAGAAGGUUUCCAAACUAAAGAGACUUGCUCAAGAGUUAAGGCAGCCCUUGGAGGCUGCGAAAGGCAGAGAAGAGGAGUACCUGGGCAAUCCCCUCCACAGUUUUCCACUCAUUCGACACAUGUACCAGGAUUGGCAGUACCUGGCGGAGUUUAUGAAGAAACCAGUGGGAGAAGAGGAAAUCGGCUUUCUAAGAAAGAAGUUACCUGAGUUGCCCUGGCAGGCGGAGACCGAGGAAGCCACCGUCUACAUCUUCCGAAUAGCCGAAACGCACGGAAUGAUGCCCUGGGAAAUGGCCAACGGUCUCAUCGACAACGUUCGGCUCAACUCCACACUGUCAGCUCUGGAUUGCUUUGAAGUGGCGAAGUUGUACUUCAAGUGGGGCUACUUCAAGCAGGCAUUGCAGUGGAUAAGUAUCAGCAAAACUCGGCUGCAAGAGGAGUACUCGGGGGUGUAUGAGGUGCUGGGAAUGUCUGGCCAGGAUGUGGCCCUGCUGCAGGCUCGCUGUUUAGUGGAAUUGGACCUGAGGGAUGUAGCCCUCGAGUUGCUUGUGAAGCAGCCUGAUCUCGCAGAGCACUCGACUAGCUGGCUGGACCAAUUCGAGGCCUAUCCUCACAUGACAGUAGAUAGCCCGCCCACUUUGGGUGAAGACUUCAAAAGACUGUGCCGUUCCUCGUUCUCCCCAAAGCCUUCAAAACUCCAUUGUCGCUACAACAGCACCACGUCGCCCUUCCUGAUCUUGGCUCCCCUCAAAAUGGAGCAGAUCUCCCUGGAGCCCUAUAUAGUGGUGUACCAUGACAUCCUGCCGGAAGGGGACAUCCAUCAGUUAAUAGCCUUGGCGGAGCCACGUUUAAGGGCCACACUAGCGUUUACAGAAGAUAAGAGUGAUUCAGUCUUCGGAGCCUUUCUUCCUUUUAAGGAUAUGAACUCAUCUGGAGAACCAGUUUUGGAUCGGUUGACUCAGAGGAUGCGGGAUAUCACCGGACUACAAAUCCACCAGAGAAAUCGGAUAAAUAUUAUCAAAUACGGGUUUGGAGCUCACUACGCUGCCCGCCAUGACUUCUUCAACGAGACAAACUCGGAAACUGAAGGAUACGGCGAUCGAAUGGCCACAGUUAUGUUUUAUCUUAAUGAUGCACCAAAUGGAGGUGCCACUGUCUUCCCGCGCAUAAAUGUUAAAGUACCUGCGGAACGGGGAAAAGUCCUCUUCUGGUACAAUCUAGAUGGCGAAACCCACGAUGUGGACCCCAAAACUGUGCACGCCGCUUGUCCCGUCUUCCAUGGCUCCAAGUGGGUAAUGGCAGCCUGGAUACACGAGUAUGAUCAGAUGUUCAUUCAACCCAUAUACCGUGAGGGGAAGAUGAAGCACUGAAACAUGAUUAAUAUUAUAUAAAACUUUAGAUAAAACCCACAUAUCUUUUUUCAAAGGGAAGUAUAUGGUAGAAAUUCGCACUUUAAAAAUUAUUCACACCCUAACUAACCGUGGAACAUAUCGAAUUGAAUGUCUAGCGCUGAAUAGCGUUUUUAGGCCGACUAGACAGCCUUCAGAUUCCAUGAAAU
Messenger RNA from Drosophila erecta, 1774 nucleotides. RefSeq names its product prolyl 4-hydroxylase subunit alpha-1. Gene Ontology annotation, biological process: peptidyl-proline hydroxylation to 4-hydroxy-L-proline. NCBI's taxonomy places the organism in Eukaryota, Metazoa, Arthropoda, Insecta, Diptera, Drosophilidae. The coding region runs from base 60 to 1586 and encodes 508 amino acids. The record is from RefSeq and is a predicted model, not a curated record. The transcript has 7 exons. Gene Ontology annotation, molecular function: iron ion binding; protein binding; L-ascorbic acid binding. Gene Ontology annotation, cellular component: endoplasmic reticulum.